This is a messenger RNA of Botrytis cinerea B05.10, 1684 nucleotides long. RefSeq names its product Bcmet16 (gene Bcmet16). The coding region runs from base 387 to 1313 and encodes 308 amino acids. Gene Ontology annotation, molecular function: phosphoadenylyl-sulfate reductase (thioredoxin) activity. The record is from RefSeq and is a predicted model, not a curated record. Gene Ontology annotation, cellular component: cytoplasm. The transcript has a single exon. Lineage: Eukaryota; Fungi; Ascomycota; Leotiomycetes; Helotiales; Sclerotiniaceae.
GAGAGUAUAUACCAGCACUCGAAUCAUCUUUCCUACUUUACUUCCUCUUCCCCUUCUUUUGCAUUGUGUGAUCAUACUCUCUACUUUAUAUAAUAUACACAACAUACCAUUAUCCCGCAUCAUAUCUCUUCAUCGUAUUCUCUUGCAACGUGUGAGACUAGAUCGGAUCACACCAUCGAGAAGAUAAUUGUGCCAUUUAUUACUGCUGGACUUUUGAUAUCACUUUCCUCUUUCAGCUUUCAACCUGUUGUCAACUUUAUACCUUUUACUCUUUUCUCUUAAACAAAAGCAAUAACUUAAGAAAAAGUUUGUUUGCCUGUAUUUGACUUGCUAUCACAAUUCAAUAAAAAGUUUUCUUCCUUCGCUCAACCGAAACAUACAUCAACAUGGGACACCACCGCGAAUCAUCUGCCUCGAAUCACGAGUCGGGAUAUGCUUCUGGAGCAUCUUCUCAAGGCUCUCUUCCCCAAAUCGUCCUCACAAAGCCUCACCUCAAGUUCAUCAAUGCAUCACUCAACAACCUUCAACCCAUAGACAUUCUCCGAUGGGCCAAAAUAACCUUUCCAAACCUCUACCAAACCACUGCUUUUGGAGUAACAGGUCUUGUCACACUUGACAUGUUAAGUAAGCUUCAAAAGGAAACACCAGAGCUACCAAGCGUCGAUGCUAUCUUCCUUGACACCUUGUAUCACUUCAACGAAACACUUGAAUUGGUUGAGAAGACCAAGACUAAAUACCCAAACGUAAACUUGCAUGUUUAUAAGCCAGAAGGUUGCCAAAAUGUUGGAGAGUUCGAGGGAAAGCAUGGUAAAGAGCUAUGGAAGACCAACGCCGAUUUGUAUGAUUGGGUUGCCAAGGUCGAACCCGCUCAACGAGCAUACAGUGAGUUAGAUGUUGCUGCAGUCUUGACUGGCAGAAGAAGAAGUCAAGGUGCAAAGAGAGAGAGCUUGGACAUCGUCGAGGUGGACGAAGCUGGCUUGAUUAAGAUCAACCCUUUGGCAGGAUGGAGCUUCAAGGAGGUACAAAACUAUAUCAAGGAGAAUGAUGUCCCAUACAACGACUUGUUGGAUCGUGGAUACAAGAGUGUUGGAGAUUGGCACUCAACUGAGCCAGUAAAGGAAGGGGAGGACGAACGUGCUGGAAGAUGGAAGGGCACUGAGAAGACCGAGUGCGGAAUUCACAACAAACGAUCGAAGUAUGCACAAUACCUGUACGAAAUGGAACAAAAGAAACAACAAGAGGAACUUUCCGCAGCAUUGGAAAAGGUCCAGGUUAGGGAAGGGAAGAUUGAAAACAUUACUGUCGGGGUUUAAAGUCAUCAGCACUCGCUAUCUUGCCUGACGCAGUUUUUUUUUCUUAGCAAUCUUCUCGUUCCAUUACAGCACACCGUUCAUGGUCGGAGUUUAGGGGGAACAUCGGUGGUAUAAACACAUGAGUUAUGAGCAUUGGAGUUGCAGGCGUUUAAAUAAAGGGAAAUCAUAUGAUACCUUACAAUGGUUCUUGUCCUGUUUAGAUCUUGGAGGCUCGUUCUUUUGAUGCCCGCCAUCAAAAGUUUCAGUCCCGCUAUUUUAUAUAGCGAAAACGACUUAAUGAAAGUUACAUUAAUGCAAUCCAAGCUCUUGUUGUGAUGUCGUUUUGAUGUGUUAUGAAGUGAAAGAUUCAAGUCGCCGAUAAUAUGUCGCCA